This is a messenger RNA of Euleptes europaea (tarantolino), 1233 nucleotides long. It is a transcript of the gene SEC14L2, whose product is annotated as SEC14 like lipid binding 2. The coding region runs from base 4 to 1233 and encodes 409 amino acids. The record is from RefSeq and is a predicted model, not a curated record. The transcript has 12 exons. Gene Ontology annotation, cellular component: cytoplasm. Lineage: Eukaryota; Metazoa; Chordata; Lepidosauria; Squamata; Sphaerodactylidae.
GUCAUGAGCGGGCACGUCGGAGAUCUGAGCCCCAAGCAGGAGGAGGCGCUGGCCAAGUUCCGUGAGAAUGUCCAAGAUGUCAUCCCGGGACUGCCUGCCCAAGAUGACUACUACCUCUUGAAAUGGCUCCGAGCCAGAUGUUUCGAUCUCCAGAAAUCUGAAGCCAUGCUCCGGAAGCAUGUCGCAUUCCGGAAGCACAUGGAUAGUGAGCAUAUCCUCGAAUGGGAAUGUCCAGAGGUUGUUGACAAAUAUAUGACUGGGGGACAAUGUGGUUAUGACCGGAGUGGUUGCCCUAUCUGGUAUGAGAUCAUCGGACCUCUCGAUUGCAAAGGGAUCCUUUUCUCAGCUUCUAAGCAAGAUUUGCUCAAGAAAAAGUUCAGGGAUUGUGAGAAUAUACGGAAAUUGUGUGACCACCAGACAGAGAUGCUUGGGAAGAAGAUUGAAACAGUCACGAUGAUUUAUGAUUUCGAGGGGCUAGGCCUGAAGCACCUCUGGAAGCCGGCCGUAGAAGCCUAUGGAGAACUUCUUGCCAUGUUUGAAGAGAAUUAUCCUGAGUCCCUGAGACGUAUUUUUGUUGUUAAAGCUCCCCGGCUCUUCCCUGUAGCUUACAAUCUGGUGAAACACUUACUGAGUGAAGAUACUCGCAAGAAGAUCGUAAUCCUGGGAUCCAACUGGAAGGAGGUUUUACAAAAACACAUUGACCCUGACCAGAUCCCUGUCGAAUAUGGAGGAACUCUCACUGACCCAGAUGGGAACCCCAAAUGUAAGACCAAGCUAAAUUAUGGCGGAGAGGUCCCCAAGAAGUACUAUGUACGAGACCAGCUGAAACAGCAGUACGAUCACACAGUGAUGGUGAACAGAGGAUCCUCCCAUCAGGUGGAAUAUGAGAUCCUUUUUCCAAGAUGUGUCCUUAGGUGGCAUUUCAUGUCAGAUGGGGCUGACAUAGGCUUUGGAAUCUACUUGAAAACCAAAUCUGGAGCCCGGCAGCACGCUGGUGACAUGACUGAGGUAUAUCCCAACCAGCGCUACAAUGCCCACAUGGUGCCUGAAGAUAGUUCCCUCACCUGCGCAGAUGCUGGUGUUUAUGUCCUGCGAUUUGACAACACGUACAGCUACAUCCAUGCCAAGAAAAUCAGCUACACGGUGGAGGUAUUACUACCGGACAAGAAAUCCGAAGAGGAUUUCGAGCAGCUGGAAGACCAGACGAAGGAGUUGAAAAUUAACCAUGCCUGA